This is a messenger RNA of Mytilus trossulus (common blue mussel), 1822 nucleotides long. RefSeq lists its product as uncharacterized. The coding region runs from base 141 to 1487 and encodes 448 amino acids. The record is from RefSeq and is a predicted model, not a curated record. Lineage: Eukaryota; Metazoa; Mollusca; Bivalvia; Mytilida; Mytilidae. The transcript is spliced from 2 exons.
UUAAGCAUGGAGAGUUUUCAUGGAACACUAUAAGUAGUUUCUUUUUGAUUGAAAGUUAAACACAAAGAACUGAGGAUUUAAUUGUCAGAUUUCAGAAUCUGGGAGAAAUUUGUUUUGAAGCGAUAAAGUAAGAAUAAGUAAUGGACCGAUUGAUAGCAAUGGGCAGGAGGAUGACUGACAGUUUAAAAUUUGUCUUUUUUUUCACUAUUUUGCUGUCUCAAUUGCAUUCAAUCGCCACUGUAAGUAAACAAAAAGACACGAAACCAACUAUGCAGUCUCAGGUACCUGUACAAUAUUUUACACCAGAAUUUAUGACACCUAUAUUUGAAGUGAUGCGUCUUUAUGGCGAAGCUGAAAGAGAUAAGGUUAACAAUAAGAUAAAGAAUCAAAACAAAAAAGCAAGGACAUUUAGUCAAUAUCUUCUUAUAACUAUUGUUUCCGAUGAGGAAAUCAACCAAGCCGAUAAUUGGGCAAAUUCUUUUCCUUCGGAGUUUUCAGAAAAACGGAGGAUUGUUUUUCUCUUAAACGAACGUGACCACGGGAAAGAAUAUUACAAUCCUGAUCGAGAGCUACACGGGGAAAUAAUUGCUAUUCACUUUGGCGAGAUUGAAAGAUUAAUGGAUGAUUUUAAAAAAGACCCAAAGACAAAAUAUAAAUAUCCAAUAAUGUUACUGUAUUCUCAUUAUAUUCCAUGUGCGCAUGUGCCAAACUUAGGUUACUCGUGCUCCGAAGAGCUGAUGCACUAUGCUAGUGGAAGAAUAAAUGAAUUUACAAUGCUUGUAGCUUAUACGACAGUUUUUAAGAAUACUGACGAAGAGAGUUCGUUUAAUUUCAUGAGGAACGGAGGAAUAAAUGCAUUUAUGUAUAUGGCUAAUGGUCCAUAUUCUCAUGAAUUAAAAGUUUACUCGGCCAGCAGCAUUGACGGUAUAAAGAGAACAUUCCAAGGUGAAGCAUAUGAUUGCAUAUCUGAAUUCCCACCAUCAAAGUGUUGCACAGGUAACCAAAGAAAUAAAGCUGCAAUCACAACAUAUUUCAUAAAUUUUUUAACGUACGAGUGUAUUUCGAAAUCCAAAUCAACUGGCUUGUUAACAGAAUUGUCAGGAAAUCAGUUAAGAAUAUGUCUUAAAAAAGAAAUUGAAAAAAACAUCGGAGACGACUGUAUUCAGUGUAGUAGAAAAAACCCAGAAUCACUUAGAGCUACAAGAGCGUUGUUUGAGUUUUGUUUCGAUCGUUCAAUCGAAGUUGCCCAAAGUUUAGGCAAACCUCGUUAUCAUAUUUACGACCCUGACUGGGAGCCGUGUACGAACUGUAACUGGAAUGUAAUAUACAAGCCUCCUGGUCCAAAGGCCAACAAAAGCAAGUUGCCAAGAGUGAUGUGUGCAAACAGUGCCUGUUCUAUGGAGUCACUUUGUUCGUAUUAUGAACCGAACAAAUCGAGAUAUAGUAAACCUUUUAAGAAGUGGUAUGAGAGGAACCCUAAACAAUGAAAUCGGGAUCACGACUUACCCGAAAAAUCCAUUUGACUAUAUAUUAUGCAUUGGAUUCUCUAAUUAUAUAAUAAUAUUGUGUUUAAAAUUGAUUAUGUGAAAAUAAAAGUCAGGGUGAGAGACAAUAGUGAGACUAGAAGGGAAUUACAGUCAAUGUUGAAAUAGUGCUAAUUGUGUAUUUCUAUGUACAAAAAAAUCUUUGUAGUAUAAAAGAAGCCCUUUAUGUUAUUCUGCAUAUAUAUUUGGUGCUUAAAGAAAGCGAAUUUUGUCUCCUUGAUUGCUAUAAAGAAUGACAAAUGAAUAAAUUCAAAUGUAUGUGUUUUGAGGUGAAAUAA